Molecule: messenger RNA, 1161 nt
Organism: Scedosporium apiospermum
Lineage: Eukaryota; Fungi; Ascomycota; Sordariomycetes; Microascales; Microascaceae
Product: GTPase npa3
Exons: 3
Coding region: 1-1161 (386 amino acids)
Molecular function (GO): GTPase activity
Source: RefSeq, a predicted model, not a curated record
AUGGCUUCGACUUCUGAAUCAAAGGCCGAUGCCACCCCCACCACCGAGCGCCCUACAGUGAUCGUGUGCGUAGGAAUGGCCGGAUCCGGAAAGACCACAUUCAUGAGGCGCAUCAACUCGCACCUCCACUCAAAAGGCAGUCCUCCAUACGUCAUCAACCUUGACCCCGCGACACUCGAGGUUCCCUUCGACUGCAACAUCGAUAUUCGCCAGUCAAUCAAGUACAAGGAUGUAAUGAAGCACUACAACCUCGGGCCCAACGGUGCCAUUAUGACCUCGCUCAAUUUGUUUGCGACCAAGGUUGACCAAAUGGUUGGUUUGCUGGAGAAGAGAGCGAAGCCGGACCCCGAACACCCGGAGCGCAAACCCGUCAAGCAUAUCAUUGUUGAUACGCCUGGUCAAAUCGAAGUCUUCGUAUGGUCAGCAAGCGGCCAAAUCCUCCUCGAGUCCCUCGCAUCCUCCUUCCCCACCGUACUCGCCUACAUAAUCGACACCCCACGCACGACGUCCACAAGCACAUUCAUGAGCAACAUGCUCUACGCCUGCAGCAUCCUCUACAAGACCAAACUCCCCAUGAUCCUCGUAUUCAACAAGACCGAUGUCAAAGACGCCAGCUUCGCCAAGGAGUGGAUGACGGACUACGAAGCCCUUCGCGAGGCCCUCGCCGACGACGAACUCCGCGCCGAGACCGAGGGCGCCGAAAGCGGAUCCGGAUAUAGCAGCAGUCUGCUAAGCUCUAUGAGUCUCGUGCUCGAGGAGUUCUACUCGCAUCUCAGCGUCGUUGGCGUCAGUUCCAGGGUAGGUACGGGAGUUGCCGAGUUCUUUGAGGCUGUGAAGGAGAAGGCGGAGGAGUUCGAGCGGGAUUACCAGCCCGAAUUGGAUCGUUUGAGGACCGCGAAGGAGGAGGAGAAGGUUAAGAAGCGGGAGAGGGAACUGGAGAAAAUGAUGAAGGGUAUGUCGGUCCAGGGUGGGGAGAGUGACCUCGUUUCUAAGAUUGGAAGCGUCGACGUGGUGGAGGAUAGCGGAGACGAGGAAUAUGAGGACGAGGAGGGUGGGAGCUCCGCGCUUCAGGACAGGUACAAGGCGGCGCUUGGCGGUGGGGGUGAUUCUGUGGAGGCGGAAGCGAGUUAUGCCAAGUAUCUUCACUCGCAGAGGCAGUAG